Molecule: messenger RNA, 584 nt
Organism: Aegilops tauschii subsp. strangulata
Lineage: Eukaryota; Viridiplantae; Streptophyta; Magnoliopsida; Poales; Poaceae
Source: RefSeq, a predicted model, not a curated record
GAGCCAGCAUCCUAACUGGCCACCUUCCCGUCAGCGAUGCAUGGCGCCCUAUAUAAGCGACAGAAUCAUCCAAGGUGCUCCAUUGCAUUCGCAAAGCCCCGUUCGCUGGCAUCCAGAUCACCCAUUUCGUUCCUGCAAUCAUAACAAGUUCGUUCGACCGGCCCACAAAUUGGUUCAGAUCAAGCCCUGCGCCAUCGCCAUGUCUUCGACGACGGCGGCGGCAUCCGACGUCGCCGGCGUCUGGUUCUUCGGCAAGCUCUCCGCCGCCAUCCGUGGGAAGAAGCGGCAGGCCGUGCCGACGGUGAGCCACGCCGAGCACCAACACCAGAUGGGAGGGGCCGGUCAUGGCAAGAAGGCGGCCGCGGCGGCGAAGCCUUCCGUCGUCGACCGGAAGGAGGCCGGCGGCGGUGGGAUGUCGGACGCGACGGUGUACCUGCUGCUCGACCGCUUCGCACCCAGCUAGUGCUCGCUCGUCUCACCCACCCCUGCUUGCUCGUGUACCUCGACUGUAUAUGUAACUACGUUUCUUAAUUCCGUUCUUGUACCGAGACAUUAUGCAGAAACUCUGGUUGAAUUUUUCUUCA